Messenger RNA from Ficedula albicollis (Collared flycatcher), 1826 nucleotides. Its product is annotated as acrosin-like. The record is from RefSeq and is a predicted model, not a curated record. The transcript has 5 exons. Bases 286 to 1383 code for a protein of 365 amino acids. Gene Ontology annotation, biological process: proteolysis; acrosome reaction. NCBI's taxonomy places the organism in Eukaryota, Metazoa, Chordata, Aves, Passeriformes, Muscicapidae. Gene Ontology annotation, molecular function: serine-type endopeptidase activity.
CAGUGCCCAAGGCUGGGGCUGGGAGCAGCUGGGACAGUGGGAGGUGUCCCUGCCAUGGCAGGGGUGGCACUGGGUGGUCAUUAAUGUCCCUUCCACCCAGAGCAUUCCAUGUCUCUAUGACUCUGUGCUGCCCCUCCCUGCCAUGCCCAGCACACAGAACCGGCCCCUCUGUGACAGCAGCCCUGCCCAGGGCACUGUGAGCACCACCAGGGCUGUGGGUGCUGUGCUGGUGGCUGCACUGCAGGUGACACCUGGGUUCUGCCUCUGCCACCUGCGCUGGCACCGAUGGCUUUGCUGGAGCUGCUCGUGCUGCUGGCCCUGGCCUGGCCCGUGGGGGCCACCUGGGACACCUGCAGAAGGACCUGCUGGCUUCGGCCCUUGGCUUCCGACCACAGCCCCAUGCCUUCUGCUGAGGACACAUCCCUUGCUGUGGGUGGCACCAGUGCCCAGGCAGGGGCCUGGCCUGGCAUCGUCAGCAUCCAGGCCACCUAUGAGAAUGGCACGUGGCACAUGUGCACAGGUGUCCUCUUCAGCUCCCAGUGGGUGCUCACGGUGGCACACUGCUUCGCCAGGGCCGGGGCCAUUGCCACGUGGGAGGUGGUGAUGGGGGCCACAGAUCUGACUCAGCCGGGCCCCAAGGCUGAGGUGAGACACAUCCAGAGGCUCCUGGUGCACCAGCACUACGUGCCUUCCACGGCCAGGAACGACAUUGCCCUGCUGGAGCUGGACCAGCCCGUGGAGUGCAGCGACUACAUCCAGCUGGGCUGUGUGCCCGACGCCUCGCUCAGGGUCUCGGAGCUGAAAUCCUGCUACAUCGCCGGCUGGAACUUUGCCAGAGCUCAGGGAGCAGGCAUGGUGCUGCAGGAGGCCAAGGUCCACCUCAUGGACAUGGAGCUCUGCAACAGCAGCCGCUGGUACGCGGGGACCAUGCACCCCCGCAGCCUGUGUGCUGGGUACCCACAUGGAGGCAUCGACACCUGCCAGGGGGACAGCGGGAGUCCCCUCGUCUGCAAGGACAACAGAGCUGACUACUUCUGGCUCGUGGGCAUGUACAGCUGGGGGAGAGGCUGUGACACAGCCAGGCACCCCGGGAUCUACACCUCCACUCAACAUUUCUACAACUGGAUCCUGCUCCAGACGGGCCUGAGCCCAGCAGAAAGAGCUGGUCCAGCACCAGAGCCCAUCAUCACUGUGGCCCCUGAGCAGCGCAUGAAACCACAGGAGCCAGAGGAAGACAUCAACUUGAGCCCUGAGUACAGCCAGAGACCAGUGGUGACAUCCUCGGGCACGUCACUGCCCGAGGCAUUCCCAUGCCAGAUCGUGCUGCAAUUCUGGAAUGUGCUGCAGGAGCUCCUGCAGUUUCUGAAGGACAAGAAACCUUGAGCAGCAGGGGGAUGAGCAGGAUCCAGGGCUACAGUGGGCCAUGGCAUUUCCUGCUGGGCCCAAGGUAGCCUUGGGGCCAGAGGCUUCUCUGUCCUGCCCCUGCUGCUCUGCUGCAGCCGCACCGAUGCCGCCGUGACUGAGGUGUUGAAGUAAAGUUUCUAUGUUCGCCGUGAGCCGUGCUCUCAGCCCUGCUCAGUGCCCCGCAGGCUCGCAGGGUCCCUGCUCCGUCUGUCCUUCUGCUGUGCUGCUCCCAUUCAUUCUUCAGCCUGGAGAGAGCCCCAGGGAAACCUCGGUGCCCUUCCAGUGCCUGAAGCAGGUUAUAGUGGGGGAGAGCGGCUUUUUGCAUGGGCAGGUCGUGACAGGACAAGGGGGAAUGGUUGAAAUCUAGAGGGGAGAUUUGGAUGAGCUGUUGGGAAGGAGUUUUUAUUUGGGGUGAUGAGGCC